This is a messenger RNA of Asterias rubens (European starfish), 3589 nucleotides long. RefSeq names its product amino acid transporter AVT1E-like. The transcript has 9 exons. The coding region runs from base 1459 to 2955 and encodes 498 amino acids. Lineage: Eukaryota; Metazoa; Echinodermata; Asteroidea; Forcipulatida; Asteriidae. The record is from RefSeq and is a predicted model, not a curated record.
UAAUUUACCUGAUUAAUAUAUCCCUUUUUGUAAAAAUGAGUGAAAAAGAGGUGGCGCCAUACGGAAAGUUAUCCUGGCAAAGUUGCAAUACAAAGUAACGCAGAGUAAAAAUUAUGUUAUUCAUACACGAGAAAGGAAAUAUUGUUUAUUCAAACUCAAAUGGGACUAAACUUAAAUUAACGUAAUGUAAGGUAGGCAAUUUUUAAUUUUUAAAUUGUGUAAAGAAUGGGAAUAUAGUUAUGAUGGUUUCAAAUUUCAAACCCUUUUUUUUAUAGAAAAAUUAUAUUAAAUUUUAUGCCUGGUGGAGGUUUCAUGAUGCAAAGUAAAGAUUUUUUUUUUAACAGGAAAGGAAAUGCAAAGGUCUUAAGCUGUUAAGCUGAAAGCUAAUCCUCGAUAUAAAUAUUUUCGUCUCCACUAUUUUUAAAGUUGAGAAAUGGCAUUUCAAGACCCCAUGACUAAUAGAUGCUUAAUUUUCGAUUACUACAACCUGCGCAAACGCGCUCAAGAUCUGGUGUUUCUGGUCACUAAAGUCUAGGAUCGAAUCCCGGCAUUGGCUCUUAAUUAUUGCACGUAAAGAACCAAGUACACCUAUGCCUUCGUUAUAAAGAGAAGGGGUUUGCUUACACAUGGUGUUCCAUUUGGCUGCAAUGUGUUUGUGCCACAGCGCCUUGGGGCAUAGGUGAACUUUUCCAAAACAGUUCCACGACCACAAAGAGCACACAGUCAGUUAGAAACCAAUAUGUGACUUCGUGCAAUAUUGGGUUUGCGGUAAGACUAACCCUAUAGGGUUUACUCUGCGGUGUACUAUAUUUUGUCGAUAACAUUUAAAUUCAAGUUCGAUACUUCUACUGUUUUACAAGUUGAUUCAGAUAUACUUAACUUCUACUGAUACUUCUUCUGUUUGUAAGGAAACAUUCAAUAUUUUGUACUUUUAAAGAUAAGGAAUUAGACUGCAAGAUAGUGCGCUAGACAUUAAAUAAAACAUAUACCGCAUUCCGUUGGUUAUUGUCACGAAGUAAUGCAGUUCUGACAGUACAAUCAAAUCUCAUCAUGGUAGAUUUAAGGAUUAAAUCAAUCACCAGAAACUGAAUAGCAUUUACCGAAUACCAACAGUGAGCAAAAAAUCGCCCAACAUAGAAAUAGUGUUUUGGUUCGAUGUGUUAGCACAAAAGCGAUCCAGGUAACACCAUAGAGCAAGGACACAUCACGGUACAGCAAGGUCUAAUACAUAAUGCUUUGCCAUCAUAAAGCCUGAAAGUUUUCACAUUAGACCCCUGAAACUAACAAAAAGCAUAGAGCAAAAAGCAUAUCAUAGGUAAGUCAAGUCAGAGUUAUGAUGAACGAGGUAUGCAGGCACCGUGACCAACACAAUGCUGCCGUAUGGUUCAUCAGGUGAGAACCCUGGUGUUGGUUCUCUAGGACUGCAAGGGUGAAGAUUCAGUCUGUGUGUAAAGCAAGAUGGAAACGAACGGUGGGCCUUCCGCUAAACGCGAAGAACUCCUUAUUCCACUACAGAAAUAUAAGACUACAUUGUACACGCAUAGUGAUGAGGUACCGGAGAAACUGCAACCAACGGAUCAGAACUACAAGACAGCUUUAUAUACCAACACUGAUAAUGGUGACUUAGUGGAACUUACAGAAGAUAGACCUGGGCAGGCUGCGAGACAGAGGGAUGGUCUAAACUCCGUCCAGACAAUGUUGCUGAUCGCAGGAUACUGUCCAGGUUUUGCUGCUACUAUUAUGAUGGUAGCUAUUAUACACACAGGAUGGGUUGGUUUCCUACUCUUUGCAGUUCUCACUUUUAUGUUGGCUUACGCCGCCAUACUGCUGAGAAACUGCUGGAAUUUGGUCAGAGCCACACAUUUUGAAGAUUCCAAUCCAUAUGGCGCCAUAGCAUAUGAGGCAUUUGGAAACUGGGCGCGACACAUGGUGAAUGUGCUGGUGGAUCUCGUUAGUUUUGGCGCCAGUACAGUAAUGCUUCUAGCUACGUCACAGCUUGUACUCAUUGUGAUUGGUCACAGUCUCGUUGGCACGUACUGCUAUUGGCCAAUUAUCAUCGGUGUGAUCAUGAGCCCGGCUAUUCUAGUGGGAAUGCCAAAGCACUUCUGGCAACUUGGAGCAUUGAGUAUCAUCACUACCAUCCUCGCCAUCCUCAUCAUGUUCAUCGACGCAUCUCUCUACCUCCAUGGUAACGGAGAAGCCUUACACCGUCUCCAGCCGUCCAUGGAGUCUUGGGCGUUUGGCAAGCUGAUAGGAGGAACCAUCUUUCUGAUGGGUGGUCACUUUGUCUACCCAGAGGUCCAGCGAGCUAUGAAAGAGCCGGGAGACUUUGACAGAAGUGCCCUCGGAUAUUUCCUCUUGAUUGUUCUCUUCCUGUUCCCUACCCUUCUGAUCACCUACAUGGCCUAUGGUGAUAUCAUGCUUCCUUUUGAUGUUACAUCCAGCCUGCUGGUCAUCCUCCCAAGGGAUGGUAUGGUGGUCAUUCCAGGCCUCCUUCUCUUGAUUGGCAGUGGACCAGUCUUACUCAUUGUCAUCAAUCCACUAUUCCAACAUCUUGAUGAGCUGCUUGAUGUCCAAGCAGAUUUCAAUUGGAAGCGUAUCCUCUCCCGUACAUGUGUCAUCCUCUUUCUGAUCUUCAUUGCUGAGACGGUACCAGACUUCACUGUUCUAAUGACCCUAGUUGGAGGUGUACUCUUCCCUGUCUUGACAUUCAUGGCUCCAGCCAUCUCUUAUCUCCGCCUCCGAUCACUCUACAUGGUAGACAGCUUCUCAGAAAGACCGAAGGUGCACCUCUUUGAAAGUAUUGUCUCAGUAACCCUCAUCGUAGCUACACCUGUUAUCAUCGUUUAUGUCCUCAUAUCCACCACAUUGGCUCUAUCAAACCACCAGACAGAAUACAUCAAGCCAUGUUAUGUUCAAUGGAAUACAACCAUCAGUUGGUGGGACAACGAAUAAGCGUUUCCAUCAGGACAGAACAUCAAUUUCAAUGAAAUCAUCUCUACAACAGGUCUUUACAGUUACAAGACAAAAGAACCUUUCACCUUUUUUAAAAUUUGAAAAUGUAGCUGAUUGCAAACUGCUUACCAGACCAACCAAAAGAACCUAUGGUAUAAAUGCAAACAAAUAGUAAAUGGCCUAAAAUGGCCUAAUGGUUAGACCCAGAGUCUUUCUGGUAUUAAAGCCAUCGGUGCUGAACUUUUAGGUGGAGGUUUCAAACUAAAAAGCUUUACAAUUAUGAAGUAGUGAACAUAAAAAGUAUGUCUUUAUGAUAGACUGCAUGACUUCACAUUUCGUUGUGGGAUUACAGUAGGCAUAGAAUUUCUUCUUUAGGAGGGUGUGGCCAUUUAUUUUAUGAAGAAGCCUUUUAGUGUCUAGGAAAUUUCUGAACAGGACGAAGGCCAAGACCAGGGCAACAGAGCCAACUGCCCCAAACAUUGUCAAAGUUCCAUCGGUAGAUCAACAAACGUUUAGUAUGGCCUGGUAGUGAUAUUUCACGGAAACAACGGAGGCCAUGAGCCUUUUUGAGAUAUGGCGGACACAAUGCUACGACACUAUAAGGUUUGGGUAAGUUUGUGUGUAUAAACCAAAA